This is a messenger RNA of Papaver somniferum (opium poppy), 540 nucleotides long. RefSeq names its product ankyrin repeat-containing protein NPR4-like. NCBI's taxonomy places the organism in Eukaryota, Viridiplantae, Streptophyta, Magnoliopsida, Ranunculales, Papaveraceae. The record is from RefSeq and is a predicted model, not a curated record. Bases 1 to 540 code for a protein of 179 amino acids. The transcript has a single exon.
AUGGUAGUAGCCCCGCUCAUUGCUACUGUAGCAUUUGCAGCUGCUUUUACUGUACCAGGAGGUAAUAUAAGUGAUAUUAAUAGCGUUAAGAAUGGUGUCCCAGUCUACUUGGGAAGUGCUUCAUUUCUAGCCUUUGCAGUGGCAGAUGCCUUAGCUCUUUUCUCAUCUGUCACGUCAGUAUUAAUGUUCUUGGCCAUAUAUACUUCUCGAUACGCAGAAGUUGACUUUCUAAGAUCAUUGCCACAGAAAUUGUUAGUGGGGCUUGUCAGUCUCUUCGUAUCAAUGGCCACCAUAUUGAUAGAUUUUGGUGCGUCAUUAUAUAUCGUGCUUGGAAAUAGUCUCCCAUGGGCACCAAUUCCUAUAUCUUUGCUCAGUUGUGUUCCUUUUAGCUUGUUUACGCUGUUGCAGUUACCAUUAUUUUCUGAAAUGAUACGUUCCACGUAUUGGGGUAUUCCGCUUCAGAAACAUAAAUAUAUCUUCAGCAAACAAGUAAAUAUACGACGAAAGGGAACUGAAUUUAGGAGAAAAAGAUUAAGUUAA